This is a messenger RNA of Paramecium tetraurelia, 1653 nucleotides long. RefSeq lists its product as uncharacterized. Gene Ontology annotation, molecular function: ATP binding; protein serine/threonine kinase activity. The transcript is spliced from 5 exons. Gene Ontology annotation, cellular component: nucleus; cytoplasm. The record is from RefSeq and is a predicted model, not a curated record. Lineage: Eukaryota; Ciliophora; Oligohymenophorea; Peniculida; Parameciidae. Gene Ontology annotation, biological process: protein phosphorylation; mitotic DNA damage checkpoint signaling.
AUGAAUGAUGAAAACUUGAAUUGGAUUCUCAAGUAUCCUAAUGAGUUUUCACGAGAAGAUUUUGAGUCUCAACACAUGCAUGUACUUAAGUAAGAACAAUUUGGGUAAUUAAAAGAAUCAGAUGAAAUUUUGAAUGCAUAACUCUAUACAUUUUGGAAUGGAACAUUGGAAUAUAGUAAAUUUAUAUUAAUGCCAAAUUUACUAAUCAAGGUAACCAUCUAAAAUGGCUUGUUACAAAUACCACAAUCUCAAUUUAAUCAAAGUGGAGCUACCUAUUAUUUAUCCCUAUCGGAGUGUACGAUCACUUAGAAAAUGAUCCAACAUAGAUCACAAUAAGCUUUUGGCAUGCUCUUAACCAAUUCAAUAGGCACCACUUACUUAUUCUUCUCCAAUUUCGUAACCUUUAGAACCUGGUACAAAUAAAUGAAACAAUUUUGUAAACUCACAGGCUUUCUUGAUAAAUACAAAUUGGGUGACAAAUUAUUGCCUGGAUUCUACACAUGCACUAAGAAAACCAAGAAAACCCAAUACACAGUCCAAAUUUACAAAAGUGAUGAUUUCGAACAAUGUUAAGAAUUAGAAGACGCUGUUUAUAAUGAAAUUUAGAUACUGAGGAGUAUCAAACAUCAAUCCUUGUUAGAAUUAAAGAGAGUAUAUGAGAAUAAUAAGUAUCUUUUUAUUGUCUAUGAAUACUAUAAAGGUGAGACCCUCUUCAAUCUACUAAAUUCUAAUCUCUAAUUACAUGAAGUAUAAAUUGCAUCUAUUAUAUAUUAAAUCCUCCAAGUCGUUAAAUUUCUCAAUUAGCAUCAAUUUUAUCAUGGUAGCAUCAACCCUCAGAAUGUCUUAAUCAACACUCAACAUCAAAUGCUAUAAAUCACACUCAUAAAUCUCUCCUUCAAAGAAUAUAAAGUCAAUGACAAAUUAGAUUGGAUCUUGAAUAGAGCAGUCGAGUCUUUCUUAGCUCCUGAGAUCUUUGAAGGCAUCGCACCCAACAUAUCGACUGAUAUCUAUGCAUUAGGCUGUGUAUUAUAUUUUAUGACCUAUUAUGAUUCAAAAAAAUAUGAAAUCAAGAAUGAAGAUAAAGAUUUUUAUAAUGUUAUGGACAAUUUUGAGAUUCAAAAAAAUAGAAUUGAUGAAAGUGAACAACAAUUAAAAGUGGGUUUCUAAUAAAAUCAAUAGAAAAGCAAAGUCAGUUCGUCUUAAUUGGAUCUUCUAAGAAAAAUGCUAGAAACUGAUGCAAAUAAAAGAUUGACAAUAAAAGAAGCUACUAAACACCAUUGGUUUGUGAAUGUGAAAAGUAAAAUUAAAUCUUUGAAAGUUGAAAGAAAAAGAAAAAAACCACUUCCAAGUUUAAGAACCAUAAUUGAAUUAAGAGAAAUGAGUGAAAUGGAUGUGAGAAUGACAAUUAUUUAACAACAAUAAAGUGGAUUAAAUGCUUUAAAUCAUAUGAAUUCUAAGUUAUAAUCAACUCCCUCUAAUACUAAACGAACUUUAAUUUACACCCAACAACCCUCUAAACUCAUUCAAUAUGUGGCCAAGAAUGAAUUUGAUGAUGAUUAUGAAAUCCCUGAUGAAGAACUCUAUUUGGAAGUCCCUGUGAUUAGACGCAAAAGGGAACCCAAAAAACGACCUUCCAACAUCAAAUUGCUCUGA